Cokeromyces recurvatus is the source of this 1632-nucleotide messenger RNA. RefSeq lists its product as uncharacterized. Lineage: Eukaryota; Fungi; Mucoromycota; Mucoromycetes; Mucorales; Mucoraceae. The transcript is spliced from 4 exons. Bases 23 to 1429 code for a protein of 468 amino acids. The record is from RefSeq and is a predicted model, not a curated record.
UUAUUUAUAUUUUAUACUUAUUAUGGCGUACGAAAGAACAACUACUGAAGGAGUCUGCACUUGGCUUGCAGCUGAAACUUAUACCUCUGGUUGGAAUACGUUAUCUAUCUCCAGAGGUUUAACAGAAGAUGUAAUGACAAUCAUUGUUAAGCAUUUUCAAGAGUUUGACAAUAGAGUUAAACAAGGAAUACUAUUGUCUACUGUCUGUAUGAGUAAAGGAGAUUUAAUGUCACUUGGUGGAAGUUUAAAUCAGAUCAUUCAAAUAGCUUUAAAUGACUCAAACGAUUUCGUUCAAGCAACUGCUCGCGUAAUUGAACCUUAUCUUGCUCAUCAUUAUUUCAAUUUGAAUAUUGAUACUUGGUUAAAAGACUUUCAAACUUUAUUACAAAAAAUUGGUACAACAAUUAAAGAUAAUGGCAUUAAUUUCCAUUUAUUGGAAGACAUGAUCUUACAACCAAAUGCUCGUACAACUCCAUGUCAUGUUUCAUCUAAUUAUUCACAAUAUAAACCCACUCAAAAGCAACACUUUCAACUUACUUCAAAUCAAGAUGAUAUUAUUUCUGCUGAAGCUAGACUUGCUCGUUUUACAAAAGUAAUUGAAUUAGAGGAACGUUCUGAACAAGUAGAGGCUCAACAUGCUCAAGCAGCUGCCCAAAAGAGAGCAGGUGCUGAAUUAUUAUCAAAUACCACAAAGCGUCCUACUAUUCCUUCUCCUAAUUCUAUGAACGUAUCUAGUCCUUUCCCAUCUCAUCGUAAAAACAGUGUUCCUGUUACUAUGAAUAACAAUCAUUAUCAACAACAACAACAGCAACAGCAACAGCAACAACAACAAGCUAUUGGUAGACGUAGUGCUUCUUUAAAUGCUGUCUCUGCCGUUAGCUCUUCUUUAUUUACUAAACGUCCUGCAAGACCUACUUCAUCUGGUGGUGGUUUAUUUAUAAAACAGUCAAGACCUGUCUCCAGACCUAUUCAAAAAUCAUCAAAUAUCUCUAGUACUAAUUUACCAAAGGGUUUACAGCGUGUACAAAAAACUCAAAUGCUUGACUUUAAUACGGCCACUGAAUUUGAACAAAGUGCAGCUUAUGCUAAAAAGAAAGCACAAGAUGCACAAGCUGAAGCUAAAAAGCAAGAACAAGCAGAAAAGAAAAGAAAAGCAGCUGAAGAGAAACGAGAGAAAAGCGAAGCUACUAAAAGAUCAAAGGCAGCAGCUAAAUCAAUUGAUACAUCAAAACAAUCUUCAACAAGAUCUUCUUCACCCAAGACACCCACAACAGCUUCACCUGUUUCACCAACAAUCAAUCAUGAGUAUCCUUUGAUACCUUCUUUAUCUCAACAAGAUCAAAAAGAACAAUCAGAAAUGGAUUCAACAAAAAGAAGAAAUUCUUCAAAAACUGCAACUCCUCCUACUGAAAAAUUAACUACCUUUUAAGAAAAGAAAAGAAAAAAAAUAGUUAUAAUUUAUAUGUGUUUUAUAGUUUGCUACAUAAAUGUUAUAUAUUCCUUUUACCCCCUUCCCUCCUAUGUAGUAUUUAUUUCUAUUUGUUCAUUCUAUUUUCUCAAUAUUGCAAAAUAAAGUAAAAUAAAGUAAAAUAAAUAAAAAAAAAAAUCUAUCCAUUAUAUUUACAAAGUAAA